Molecule: messenger RNA, 1200 nt
Organism: Metarhizium album ARSEF 1941
Lineage: Eukaryota; Fungi; Ascomycota; Sordariomycetes; Hypocreales; Clavicipitaceae
Product: catalytic subunit of the PKA
Exons: 3
Coding region: 1-1200 (399 amino acids)
Biological process (GO): peptidyl-serine phosphorylation
Cellular component (GO): nucleus; cAMP-dependent protein kinase complex
Molecular function (GO): cAMP-dependent protein kinase activity; ATP binding
Source: RefSeq, a predicted model, not a curated record
AUGGCGGCUACUGUGGCACAGUCCCAGGCGCCAGCCAACUUGCCGUCCAACGGACUCGCCUCUCCAACCGCGCCGGCCUCUCACGCAGCGCAUGAGCAUCAUCCUCUUCACAGUCGCCAGGCGCAUUCAAAAAUACACGGCGGACACGUCGACACGUUGCCGCAAACCCAUCGCUUCGAGCCCAGCAACUUCAACGUCGUUCGCACUCUAGGAACAGGCACGUUUGCGCGAGUCUGCCUUGUCCGGCCGUCCAACGCCCCCAACACGCCGUUGGAACGGAACACCGCAGGCACGGCCCAAGUGUACGCCCUCAAGAUCCUGCGCAAAACCCAAGUCAUCAAGCUCAAGCAAGUCGACCACGUCAGACAUGAGCGAGCCGUCUUGGCUGAUGUGGCAGGCCACCCCUUCAUCACCAACCUGCUCGCUUCGUUUUCGGACCGCGACUCGCUAUACAUGCUCCUGGACUACGUCCCCGGCGGCGAACUAUUCAGCUACCUCCGCAAAUUCAGGCGCUUCGACGAAGCCACGGCCCAGUUCUACGCCGCCGAGAUUGUCCUCGUGCUGGAGUACCUGCACGAGCAGCAGGGCGGCGUUGCAUACCGGGAUCUCAAGCCGGAAAACCUCUUGCUGGACAAGGACGGCCACAUCAAACUGGUCGACUUUGGCUUCGCCAAGCGCCUGGGCUACAAGGACGACCACCCGGUCGAAACAUAUACCCUCUGCGGCACGCCCGAGUAUCUCGCUCCCGAGGUCAUCCACAACAAGGGCCACACCACGGCCGUAGACUGGUGGGCGCUAGGAAUCCUGAUAUACGAAUUCCUCACGGGGUACCCGCCGUUCUGGCACCAGAACCCCAUGGAGAUAUACAAACAAAUCGUCGAAAAACCAGUCACGUUCCCCCACGAGCCGCCCAUAUCCGACGAGGCCAAGGACAUCAUCCGCUCCUUGUGCACCAUCGACCGCUCCCGACGCCUGGGCAACAUCAGCGGCGGCGCAGCCCGCGUCAAGGCUCACCCCUUCUUCCGCACCGUCAACUGGGACGACGUGCUCAACCGCCGGUACCUGGGGCCUAUUGUCCCGCCGGUGCGGUAUCCAGGCGACUCGCAGUGCUUCGACGUGUACCCCGAGGACGACGGCCGGCGGGACCGGUACACGGAGGAAAUGGCACGGCAGUACGACCCGUAUUUUGCGGAUUUCUGA